Molecule: messenger RNA, 485 nt
Organism: Drosophila willistoni
Lineage: Eukaryota; Metazoa; Arthropoda; Insecta; Diptera; Drosophilidae
Exons: 3
Coding region: 1-363 (120 amino acids)
Source: RefSeq, a predicted model, not a curated record
AUGAAGUUCUACUUACAAUUGCUUCUAGCAGUUUUGUUCUUAUUAAACUUUAGCGAGUGCUUGAUUUUUGUCAAAACUUUACACGAUGAGAAAUAUCCUGGACAAUGUUAUCCUGUUCAUGUGCGCAUUGGAGCAAAGAAGAAAUACGAUUUGAUUGCUUUAAAACCGGGUGAAGAGGCGAAUGAUCCAAAUACCUGUGGCACCACUGUCUGUAUGAACUCGAUGGGUUUGGCUUAUGUUUACUACUGUCCCCGUACACUACCUAGUAGUGCAUGUGAUGAUGAUAAGGCCUUAAAUACCAUGGUUAAGUUUCCAGAAUGUUGCUGGAACUGUUCUAAGAGCAAGGACUGUAAAGAAAAAUAAUCCUUUGCCGAAUAUUUGCUUUCAUCAAAUAAUCAAAACGAUUCAACAUAUUCAAAAUAAAGAGUGCAUAUUUAUCAUGAAUUUAUCACUUAAUCUGUUUAAAUAAAAAAUGUGAAAUUAAA